Schistocerca cancellata (South American locust) is the source of this 514-nucleotide messenger RNA. It is a transcript of the gene Tbca, whose product is annotated as tubulin-specific chaperone A. Gene Ontology annotation, biological process: tubulin complex assembly; post-chaperonin tubulin folding pathway. Bases 164 to 514 code for a protein of 116 amino acids. Lineage: Eukaryota; Metazoa; Arthropoda; Insecta; Orthoptera; Acrididae. Gene Ontology annotation, molecular function: beta-tubulin binding. Gene Ontology annotation, cellular component: microtubule cytoskeleton; cytosol. The transcript is spliced from 2 exons. The record is from RefSeq and is a predicted model, not a curated record.
GUCUCUGAAUUCUGUAGCCGUAGGGUAGGUCAAAACCAAGUCGAAAGGUAGGUGUUGUCGCAAAGCAAUUUGUUAAAGUGUUAAACGUUGUAUGAGGUUUGUUAUUUCGUCGAUAACGUGGAAAUUUGUAAUCAUUUAAUUCCAUUGCAUAAUUCGUUGAAAUAUGGCGGAUCCUAGAGUAAAAGUUAUUAAAAUCAAGACAGGUGUCGUGAAACGUCUGACGAAGGAAAAGGUGGUAUAUGAACAAGAAGCAGAGAAACAAAAAGAGAGAGUCCAGAAACUGAAAGAAGAAGAAAAAGAUGAACAUAUUAUAAGGAAACAAGAAGAAGUAUUACAGGAGUCUAUGAUGAUGGUUCCAGAUUGCCAGCGACGCUUAUGGAAGGCUUAUGAGGAACUCAAGGGAAUAAUUGACAAUGAAUCAGACAUGGCUGAAAAUGAAGAUUAUAUGGCAGCUGUGAAGGCUUUGGAAGAUGCGAAACCUCAGCUGCCAACAAUAAUGGCAAACAUGUCUUAA